This is a messenger RNA of Malania oleifera, 1958 nucleotides long. RefSeq names its product putative transferase At4g12130, mitochondrial. The record is from RefSeq and is a predicted model, not a curated record. Gene Ontology annotation, molecular function: protein binding. NCBI's taxonomy places the organism in Eukaryota, Viridiplantae, Streptophyta, Magnoliopsida, Santalales, Ximeniaceae. Gene Ontology annotation, cellular component: mitochondrial matrix. The coding region runs from base 317 to 1558 and encodes 413 amino acids. The transcript has 5 exons.
AAUCUUUGCCUGCGUUAAUGAUGUGCAGAGUCAAUCUCCGAUCCGACUGAAUUUCCCCUAAACCACCUGUGCGUUGCCUCUCUCAGCCAUUUCAUCGAACGCCUGGUAGGGGGCACUGCAAAUAAUUUUUUCUCCACUGGAGGGCGGCGCCUCUCCCUCCUACGCCACAAAACAACCGCCACUUCAGUACACGUGGCAAAAACCCUGAAGCCUCAAGCACACGUGUCAACUAUCACUCCCGCCGCCUUCCCCUUCCAGGCUUCGUUAUCCAGCUUUCACGCAGGCUCACGUCCGGGCCUCUUAUCUGCUCAACAGGAUGCCAAAGAUGCACCCUCUAAAACCAUCUCUCCGGUUCCUCAAAUCCAUUUCCUGCAAUUACAGAGCCCUCCACUGCACGCCCACGAAGCUCUUCUCUGAUCACGGGACCACCCAUCUGGAGAAUUUGGGAUCCAUGGUUUCGCUGCUCAGGUCCAGAGCGGUGGUCCGGUUCAGCGGACCGGACACCCUGAAGUUUCUUCAGGGUUUGUUGACCAACGAUAUGCGGAGGUACGGUGAACCGCUGGGUGAGAAAGUCUCCACUUUGGUUACACCUUAUAUGGCCACUGUGUGCGCUCCGCCUAUGUACGCUGCUCUGCUUACGCCGCAGGGGAGGUUUCUGUAUGAUAUGUUCGUGUACAGGCCGCCAAAGCCUCAUGAGAAGCUUGAUAGUACCGGUUCUGGACCCGGGUCCCCGGAUGGAUUGUUUGAGUUGUUCAUGGAUGUCGAUGAUUCGGUGCUGGAUGAAUUCUUGGGGACCUUCAAGAAAUACCGGUUGAGGUCUAAGGUUGAAAUUGAGAACGUGGCCAAAGAGUUUUCAUGUUGGCAACGUUAUGGUGGAAACCUUUGUAAAAAGUCCUCUUCUAUAGAAGACCCAGAUGCUGCCACUGUUGGUUGGGGUGGUGCUGUUGAUAAGUCUGGCAUGUCAUCUUCUCAAGGAAACAGCGAUGGAUGGCAAUGGCUUAGAGAUCCCAGAUUGGAUUGUCUUGGUUUUAGAGGGAUUUUUCCAUCUAAUGCAUUGCCACCCUUGGUUGAAGCCGACAAAGAAACAUGUGAACAAAAUUACCUCCUAUGGAGAUUAGAGAAGGGAAUAGCAGAAGGCUCAACUGAAAUUCCAAAAGGUGAAGCAAUCCCGCUCGAAUACAAUCUUGCAGGUCUAAAUGCUAUAAGCUUUGACAAGGGGUGCUAUGUCGGCCAGGAGCUUGUUGCUCGUACACACCACAGGGGAAUCAUUCGCAAGCGCUUGCUUCCUUUAAGGUUUCUCGAUAAUGAUGGAAAAGAGGUGGAGCAGAAAGUUGCUCCUGGGUCUGAAGUGAUCAACACUGCAUCUGGCAAGAAAUCCGGGACCGUUACAACUGCACUUGGAUGUCGUGGGCUAGGUCUUUUACGGCUGGAGGAUGCUUUCAAGGCGACUGGCAUAUUGAGCAUACAAGGGGAGGAUGUCAAGGUUGAGACCAUCAGACCAGAGUGGUGGCCUUCUCAAUGGUUUCAAGAGCAUCAAGAGUACGGGGCAGCUGCUUAGAUUGCUGGAGACAGAACUAAUGCCGGCCCUUAUGGACUUGAUCAAUCCUGCGUUGUGGCCUUGGGCCAUCAGUUUUGGUAUCCCAUCCGGUUGCAUGGAUGUUCUUUACAUGAAAAGGAAAUAAGAUGAGACAACCCUGAGAGAAUGUUAAAUGUUGUAGUAAUUCCAAUGAUGCAAAUAAAAAUGGAGUACUGUGUAAUAUCAAUUAUAUAACUGCUUUUAUAGUUUAUCAGAAGUGCAAUGUAAUUUGUUCUCUAAGGACCGGUUUUGCAGUUGAGUUUUCCGGUAAUUUUCAAGAUGGAAAUAGCACUUGAAAAACAUGCAAACCGAGCUUGUUGAAGAGGAUGCAAGAAAAUAAGUAUUAGAUGUAAUUGAUUUUUAUUGCAUAAAUUCAUAUUUC